GGAGAUUGUGAUUUAGUGCUCUGGUGGGUGAAACAACCCCCCACUAACGAAGAGGAAAGCAAUAGAAGAAAAGACCAAAAGGACAAAGCCAAACGGAGUUUUGGUCAUCUGUUUCUUCAACAAUGAGCUCAGAAAAGGGGCCUUCAGUCUGUUGUUGUAAAGCCUGAUGUCCUAACAUACAGGGGAGGAGACUACAAUACAUAAACAUUCUGAAACACCAUGUCUCGUUCAGAUGAGGUCAACAAGAUGACAGAAAACGUGUAUAAGGGGAUUCUGGACCAGUUCAACCCCAGUCUGAAGAACUUUGUGACCAUGGGGAAACACUAUGAGAAAGCCCUGACAGGAGUGACGGUGGCAGCUAAGGGAUACUUCGAUGGUCUGGUCAAACUGGGAGAACUGGCCAGCGACAGCCAAGGGUCCAAAGAACUGGGAGACACGUUAUUCCAGAUGGCCGAGGUGCACAGGCAGAUUCAGGUUCAACUGGAGGACGUGUUGAAGCUGUUCCAUUCUGAGCUGCUGUCCCAGUUGGAACAAAAGCUGGAGUUGGAUAUUAAAUAUCUUACUGCCACGUUGAAGAAAUAUCAGAGUGAGCGCAAGUCGAAGUCAGAAUCUAUCGAGCGCUGCCAAUCACAGCUCAAGAAGCUGCGCAGGAAGAGCCAGGGCAGUCGCCAUCCCAACAAGUACGGAGAUAGGGAGAUGCAGUAUGUGGAGCUGAUGAGUCGUCGUCAGGCUGAGCUGGACACGCUGGUUGCCGUGGGUUACCGCUCGGCGCUGACGGAGGAGAGGAGACGAUACUGCUUCCUGGUGGACCGCCAGUGUUCCGUCACCAAGCUGCUCAUCAACUACCACUGCAAGGUGAGAGAGCUCCUGUCACAGAAGCUGUCCUCAUGGCAACAGUCAUGCUCCCAGCCAACCAGACUACCUGAACGGGCACUAAACCUGCUGCGUCACACCGCCCCCCAGGGCUCUGGGGCAUCUGGGAUAGCUGAGCUCCUCCGACACGCCAAACUGGGCGCUGCACAGCCAGAACAGAGGCUGUCAGUACAGGAGGUCCCACCCCUGUUGAAUGGUGGCUCCCAGCAGCAGAGGCCCAUCCGCUCUUCUUCCCAGAGUGACACCCCCCCUCCCCAAAACUCCCCCGGACCCCAGACAUUCCGCUCCCUCGCUGCCACUGGAGGGGCCAUUGGAGGUAGUGGGGCAGGCUCCACCCAGCAGACCAGCACGCCUAUUAGUGCCUCAGCUAUCCCCAAUGCUAACAACAACACAAGCGCUAAUGCUAUCACUACUGCUAACACUCCCACUACUUCAUCCACCUCCUCCAUGGUUGGCUCCAGCCAAGCCCAGCAGUCCUCUCUCCUCCUGGCCACCAGCACCUCCAGCCUCUCCCCAAGUCUCAUCCCCUCCACUGUGCUUUCUCUCAGCCAGGGCUCCCCAUCCUACUCCUCCCUACAGGGCCUGGCCCUGCCGCUGUCCCUCAGUGCCCCUCACAGUCCUCCACUACCCCACAGUGCACCUCUCUCCAGAGCCAUAACCCCCUCGCUGCAUCACCAGGGGGGGCUAGGAGGAGGGAACACACCAUUGCUGUCCCAUAAUCCCAUGCUGAUGAAGGCAGCGGAGAUGUAUGGAACGUCUACACUGCCGUUGCCUAGGAGACCGGUCAGCGAGGCCCGGGUGGGAGUGUUUAUGGGUUCCACUCUGCCCAGAGACAGAGUUCUCCCUCUCUCCAGCCCGUCUCGUGUGGAAGCCAUAUUUGCCCACUCUCCUGGGGGGUCAGAGGGCAGUGGAGGGGGCGGGGCCUGCUUACUUCACUUUCUGCCAGGUGAUGCUCUCAGCCUCCUCAUCUCUGAGCCCAGAGACGGGUGGCACUAUGGCCAGAAUGAACGGACUGGACGGAAAGGCUGGUUCCCUUUCUCCUACACUCAGCCCUACCCCAACACCUUGGAUCCCCUCCACAGCAGCUCCCCGCUCCUCUCUAAGGUCAACAGCACCAGUACGGGUCAGUUAGACAAGCUGGUCUCCCCUGGCCUGCCUGCCCUGACCCCUGAGUCUGAGGAGGAGUGCUCGUUCCCCCCUCAGAGGGUCAGCACCUUCCGCCCGCGCCCCUACAGCAUGGCCGACUCCAACCAGGUCAGCCUGAGGCCGAAGGUCAGAGGUGAAGGGGUAGAGUGGGCAGGGCCCUCUAACCGACCGGCUCUGUCAAUGCUGAUGCAAGAGCUCUCAUCAGACUUCGCCUCUCCUCCACCAACCUGGACCAACCCAUUUGCCCAUAUCCGACUCAGAAAGACGGUGACCAACGAUCGCUCUGCACCAAUCAUCGAAUAGGACAUGGUCUCCUUGAUCAGGCAACCAAUGGAGAGGUGUUAAUAAGGAAACGUUCAUGUGUUUUGAAUUUGUUCUCAGAGGCCAGUAACUGUGUUGGUUGAGUUCUCAACUGUUGAGCCUUAAGAGAAAGCCUUACGUUAACCUUUCUGUUCAUGUUGGUUAUUUACAAGGGCUGAUUAGAUGUGUAUUAAUCAGGCCUAAUUCAAAAUACAGACACUUAUGUGGUGUUAUUUUGAUGAUAGAAGAAUCAAAGCCGAAAUUUCAGUGACAUUACAGUGAUUGUCAAAGACCCUUUGGACAAAAUGAGAUGUAGCUUUCAGCUGGUGAAUCAGAUCUUCAAUAAAAAAAAAAUCCACCUUAGUAUUUGAGAAUUAUAGCGGGAGUUGGAAUAUAGAGCACUGCGAUGUUAGUAAAAACACAAACAGAGGAAGGCCAUUUUGUCGGCAUGUCCAACAGCCCUGGGCAUUACUGACUAUAAGAUCAUUUUAUCAUUUUAUGUUUAUUUUCAUUUCACAACACUUUUCUAGAAGUAACCUUGGUAGAAAAUGUUUUAUGUUAUUUUGUCUGUACCCGUUCAGGGACUGGUUCCUGGUAGCAGGCUAUAGUUAGGUAAUAGUUUUAAUGAAUUAUAGCAUACUUUACUUUUACCAUUAGGAAUUGUCUUAAAGGACAGAUUUUUGAGAAGAGAGUUGUGCGGAGAGAUGUGUGUGAUCCAGGAAAUCGAAACAUGUUGAAGAAUUUUCAUGUUUUUUUCCAUUGUUGGGAUUCAAUAAGAGUAUUUUUAAGCACAUUGUUAGCUAGGCAGAUUUAUUUUCACAAUAGAUGCAGACCUACCAAUCACUCAAUCCUGAGUGGCGCAGUGGUCUAAGGCACUGCAUCGCAGUGCUAACUGUGCCACUAGAUCCUGGUUCGAAUCC
This is a messenger RNA of Coregonus clupeaformis (lake whitefish), 3239 nucleotides long. Its product is annotated as brain-specific angiogenesis inhibitor 1-associated protein 2. Gene Ontology annotation, biological process: actin crosslink formation; positive regulation of actin filament polymerization; actin filament bundle assembly. The record is from RefSeq and is a predicted model, not a curated record. The coding region runs from base 220 to 2322 and encodes 700 amino acids. The transcript has 15 exons. Gene Ontology annotation, molecular function: protein binding; cytoskeletal adaptor activity. Lineage: Eukaryota; Metazoa; Chordata; Actinopteri; Salmoniformes; Salmonidae. Gene Ontology annotation, cellular component: cytosol; nucleoplasm.